This is a messenger RNA of Microplitis mediator, 1870 nucleotides long. RefSeq names its product homeobox protein Hox-B3-like. Gene Ontology annotation, molecular function: DNA binding. The record is from RefSeq and is a predicted model, not a curated record. The transcript is spliced from 3 exons. Lineage: Eukaryota; Metazoa; Arthropoda; Insecta; Hymenoptera; Braconidae. Bases 1 to 1143 code for a protein of 380 amino acids.
AUGUCUUACGAUGAUUCAACCGAAAAGUGCAAGGAGUUUCUCGCAUCUUUAGAGUUGCCACCGUAUCCGUCUUCACCUGAAAGCAUGAGAACGAGCCUGUCAGAGGAGUGGACUUACAACCACCAAUCAAGUCGUAAUCAUUCACCUCUUUCCGAUGCUGUUAAUUCACCUCUUACUGAUGCUGUUAAUACGAACAAUACUUCGGAAGCAGCCAAUUCAAAUUCCGAGUUUUUAAAUCAACAAUCAUUUCAGCAUCAACAAUUAACAGAGCCAUUCAUCAACGAAGACAUUAACAAAUUACCAAAUGAAGAACUUCAGCAACAACAAGAUCGGUGUCUUGAAAAUGAAUCACCUUUACAAAAAGCAGAGCGAACUAGUACAAAAAACAAGAACCAACAAAGACAAGCACGAACUGCAUUUACUACGGAGCAGCUCAAUGAGCUUGAAAAAAUUUUCUGUACAAACAAUUACUUAUGCCGUACAACUAGAAUUCAGACUGCGUCUAAAUUGAAACUCACCGAAAGACAGGUCAAAGUAUGGUUUCAGAAUCGUAGAAUGAAGCUGAAAAAGACCACCGAAAGUAAAGUCGAUAAAAUCGAGAAGAAAAAUUUAAAUCCUCCGAAGAAUGGAUACAAUCAGUUACUUGCCGCUGAAGUUAAUCGUAGGCGAAUGAACCCACUUGGAUUAGGUUCAACUAUACAUUACCAUCAUUCGCCACCGAUUCAAGAUAUGGGUUUUAAAAACGACGGUAACUACUGGACGAAUGGUACCAACUACCAACCGACAUACAGCGGAAGUAUGCAAAAUGCUACCAUUUAUACUGAAUCUUCUGACGCCCAAGUGUAUAAUAACAACAUUAAUAAUUAUUAUUCACCCGUCAAUGGGUUCUAUAAUAAUAAUAAUAAUAACUAUACCGGUUAUUAUGGAAACCCUGUUGACUACAUCGAUUAUAACUAUAAAGAACACACUACUGUCACUGGCUAUCCGGCUAAUAACAGUAACUGUUAUACAUACCGAGUAAUUCCUGAUCCAGUGCAAACCUUGAGCUCUGUCCCAGGAAUUACACCAUCGAAUGAGUUAAACAACAAUAUCAAUAGUUUCAAUUAUUCAAGCACUACCCAUAAUCUCUAUCAACUUCAGUAAACAAUGGGAUUUAAUAGAUGUCAUUAUUAAGUAAGGCCGAUAUUUUUGUGUAAUGUUAAGUCAUUAAGAAGGGAGUGUGUAAAUAAUGAUCAAGUAUUUAAUUCAUGGGUAAUUAGAAUAAAAGUCAGUAGAUAAAAUUAUGAUUAAAUAAAUAGUGAAGAUGUAAAAUAUGGAAUUCAAUUGAAUUGCUAAUAAUAUUAUAUGAAUACUAUUGAUAAUUUAGUAUAUACACUGUAAAAAGAGCGGUGUUAAAAAUGGACUCAUUUUAACUCCGCCCGGUGUUCAAAUAAAAUUACACCGGUGUAGAAGGAGUAAUUCACCGGUGUUAAAAAUACCGGUGUUAAAUCGGGGUAACCGGUGUAAAAGCGGAGUAAAAUUGGUGUAAAAGCGGGGUAACCGGCGUAAAAACAGGGUAAACUGCGCCCGCUUUGAGUAUUAACUUUAAAGAUUAUAAAACACGAACAAAUGUCAGUUCUUUAUCAAAAUUAAUAAAAAAUAUCAUUUACUUAAUAGUAUAGUGAUCGAGUAAGUAAAAAUAUUUACAAAGUAAAAUAUUUUAACACUGGCCUAGAACAUUUACACCGGCAGCGGUGUUUUUUUUAACACCGGAGAAUUUUUUUUAACACCGGUACAGAAUAUUUACAUCGGUGGCGGCGUUAUUUUCACUCCGCUUUCGGUGUUGAAAUUUAACCCCGCCAAUUUUAACACCUACACCGCUUGGACUUAC